AUGAACGACUUUGAUGAGUGCGGCCCGAGCGCAGCCAGCAUGUACCUGCCCGGCUGCGCCUACUAUGUGGCCCCGUCGGACUUCGCCAGCAAGCCGUCCUUCCUGUCGCAACCGUCGUCCUGCCAGAUGACUUUCCCCUACUCUUCCAACCUGGCGCCGCACGUCCAGCCUGUGCGCGAAGUGGCCUUCCGUGACUACGGCCUGGAGCGCUACGCUCCCUACUACGCGGCAGCCGCGGCGGCGGCGGCGGCGGCGGCGGCGGCCGAGGAGGCGGCCAUGCAGCGCGAGCUGCUCCCUCCCGCGGGCCGCCGGCCGGACGUGCUCUUCAAGGCGCCGGAGCCGGUGUGCGCAGCGCCCGGGCCGCCACACGGCCCCGCGGGCGCCGCCUCCAACUUCUACAGCGCGGUGGGCCGAAACGGCAUCCUGCCGCAGGGUUUCGAUCAGUUCUACGAGGCUGCGCCCGGGCCCCCGUUCGCCGGGCCGCAGCCCCCUCCACCUCCUGCGCCGCCGCAGCCCGAGGGCGCCGCAGACAAGGGCGACCCCAAGACGGGGGCCGGUGGCGGCGGGGGAAGUCCUUGCGCCAAGGCGACCCCCGGCUCGGAGCCCAAGGGGGCGGCAGAAGGCGGCGGCGGCGAUGGCGAGGGGCCCCCGGGGGAGGCGGGGGCUGAGAAGAGUGGCGGCACAGUGGCCCCCCAGCGGUCCCGGAAAAAGCGCUGUCCCUACACCAAGUACCAGAUCCGCGAACUGGAACGGGAGUUUUUCUUUAACGUGUAUAUAAACAAAGAGAAAAGACUCCAACUCUCUCGGAUGCUCAACCUCACUGACCGGCAAGUCAAAAUCUGGUUCCAGAAUCGCAGAAUGAAAGAAAAGAAACUGAACAGAGACCGUCUGCAGUAUUUCACUGGAAACCCCUUAUUUUGAGAGCUCCAGGAAGCACCCCUCUUCCCGAGCCCCACUCGCCCACCCACUUCCCCACCAGCUUGCCCUGGGCAGGCCCAAUGUUCUUGGGUUUAAUGACGCCUCUUCUCUGUGGAACUCCACGAUUCCUUCCCAUGGUCAACUCGGGACCUCCCAGCGACCACUGCUGCCUGCGGACGAGGCCGGGGACUUGGCCGAAUGGAUCCUAAUAAGGGGAAAAUGGUAAAUGCAAACGUCCCUUUACAAUUUUACCGCCAAUGUGCUGUUGUUCUCCUUCCCUCUCUCCGAGUCCCCGUGGGGACGCUGUGGGAUCUGUAGAGAGUUAGGCCGCUGGGCUGGAAGGCGCUUGUUUUUGUUCUGAGUUUAAGGGACCUGACCAUCCCCCUUGGUGAAUGCAGAUUAUUUAAACUCUGGGAAAUGUAUCUUCGGUCUGUUGGUCUGUCGUAUCAAGGCAUAAGUCACUGUGUUUUGUGUGAAUAAAUGGUUUCUGGUAAAAUGGAGGUUACAGCUUCAACACAAUAUAUGAUUUUUUCCUCUUGAAAGAAGUUUAGUGUCUGAUUAGGGGAUUUUAGUGGCCAGAACCUUCUCCCAUAUGCAACUGAAAAUCAAGUAAAAUGCUUUUUA
Odobenus rosmarus divergens (Pacific walrus) is the source of this 1542-nucleotide messenger RNA. RefSeq names its product homeobox D11 (gene HOXD11). Lineage: Eukaryota; Metazoa; Chordata; Mammalia; Carnivora; Odobenidae. Gene Ontology annotation, cellular component: nucleus. The transcript is spliced from 3 exons. Bases 1 to 921 code for a protein of 306 amino acids. The record is from RefSeq and is a predicted model, not a curated record. Gene Ontology annotation, biological process: regulation of transcription by RNA polymerase II; anatomical structure development. Gene Ontology annotation, molecular function: DNA-binding transcription factor activity, RNA polymerase II-specific; RNA polymerase II cis-regulatory region sequence-specific DNA binding.